CCAAAGCACACCCUUCAUUUCAUUCUCUUCUCUCCCAUUUCUCCCCAAAACCCAUUUCUCUCUUUUCUUUCUUUCUUCAUCGAAAUUCCCAUUUCCAAGAAGUGAAAAGCCAUUUGCUCUGUUCAAGAACCUGAUAUGGAUCCUCCUCAAAAUCCCAAUGUGGGUUCUUCUUCUUCUUCUUCUCGAAGACCUGAUGUGGGUUCCUCUUCUUCUCCAAGGCCUGAUGUGGGUUCCUCUUCUUCUUCUCCAAGACCUGAAGUGGGUUCUUCUUCUUCUUCAUCUUCUUUGAGCUUACCGAGAUUCAGUCUCAUCGUGAUGAUGGGCACCACACAUUCAAUUCCACCAGUCUUCGGCUGCAGAAUCGACCCUACAGCUCGUGUGCCCAAGAAGGACGAUGAAGCCCCCCCCGAGCACGAGUUCAGUUUCAAAUGGUAUCGGGAGUAUAUUAGCCCUUCUAUCCCCAGAGACAAGAUCAAGUGCUCUGUCCACCCUGAUGAGGUGGCCACUUUCCGGUGUAAUGAUUGUGUCAAAUUGAAGUUACCAUUCAAGGGAAGUUAUCAUUGCUCUCCCACUUGUUAUUCUGGGGCAUGGGAGAAACACAGGAUGUGCCAUCGUUGUGCUAAAGCUGUUGGUGAGACUUCUUCUGAUAAUCAACAAGCAGAAGAAGAGAUGUAUGGCUGGCUUGACUUUGAAGAUGAUCCACUCAAUGAAAUUCCAAAGCUGGAACGAGAUGGAAAACAAUGGGUUGAGGUGUGCUCUUCAAGGUGUUAUGUACCCACAGUGAAUGACCUUAACUGCAGGUUGAUGCUGGAAUCUAAGGCUGUUGAUUGUUCAACUGGUCUGGAUUUGUGCCUGAGUGACAUCAUCAUGACGGUUCCUGUUCUUUAUCCGCCUCAUCAGAAACCUCGCUCCAUGCUUGAGUGUCGGCGGAAGCUUGGGGACUCUGAUCUCAAAGCGCACACUUGCAGUGGUGUAAAAUUUAGUGUGCUAUCAUAUAAUGUCCUUGGUAAUCUUUAUACUGAUCCGUUUAGGUACUCUUACUGCCCAGAAUGGGCUAGGUCUUGGGAAUAUCGUCAGCAGAAUUUACUAAACGAGAUCAUUGAAUAUGAUGCAGACAUCCUCUGUCUUCAAGAGGUACAAAGUAAUCAUCUUGAGUACUUCUUCGAACCUGAGUUGGCAAAAUGUGGAUAUUCUGUUAUAUACAAGAAGAGAAGAGGAUCAUUUUUUGCAAGAGACGGGCUUUGCAUGGAUGGUUGUGCUACAUUUUACCGCCGAGAUGUAUUCAAAGAAAUCGUAAAAUAUGAGUGUGCGUUUGAUAGCUCUGUUAUGAGAGUGAUAGAAGCAUUGCAGCCAUUGGAACCUCAACAGAGAGAUAGAGCUUGUAUAAGGCUGAAGAAGGACAAUGUUGCACUUGUUGUUAUAUUAGAAAAACUGGAAAGUGAGGGCACUUGCGAUGGAAUUCGACCUAGAAUUUGUGUGGCAAAUACGCACAUAUCUGCAAAUCCAAAGUUCCCAGAUGUAAAAUUGUUCCAGGUUGUGGACCUGAUUACUAGACUGGACAAAAUUGCCGAGAUGAAAAUUCCUCUGUUGGUUUGUGGAGAUUUCAACUCUCUUCCUCUGAGUGAGCCUCAUAAGUUCAUAACUGCUGGCAGAGUCGACAAUCUUCCCAACGAUACUGAUCCAUUUGGCAUAUGUCAGCAUCUAAAGCUUCACCAUUCACUUCCACUGAAAAGUGCAUAUGCAUCUUUUUAUAACUCGGAUGGUAUCGAGGAGGAACAACGUAGGAAGUUCAAUUCUGAAAGCAGGGAGCCUUUGUUCACCCACUUGACACCAAGUUUCACAGGAACCCUAGAUUACCUAUUCUACACAGAGGAUAGUUUGACGCUUGAUGGUGUGUUGGAACUACUUGACCGUGACAAUCUGGGUGUUGGUAUUCCAUCUCCUUUUUGGUCAUCAGAUCAUAUUGCCCUCAUGGCACGGUUUGUCCUCAAUUCAACCUCUCCCCAGCAACUGGGUUCACGAGCAAUUCCUGCUGACUUGUGGCCAUAAGCAACAACUGCACAGUAAUACUCUUUUACAGGAAACAUGCAAUAUGGAUGGAGAGAUCUGAGACUUUGAGCCAGCAAGUAAAGAGUAGAAUAUAUUCGUUUUAUUCAACUUCUGGCACAGUUUGGAAGAAAGCUGGAAGAUGAACGAGAGAUAGUUCAGAUACUUUUUGUAGGAUACAUUUCAUAUUCUGUUCAAAACCCAUUGCAGCAAAGCAAGAAUGGGCCAAUAUAGGGUACAUCAAAAUACACAGCAUAUUAGCAUCAGGUUAUUAUGUGAGCUUUAUGUCUAGAGGUAGAUACACAGAAGAUUAGCAUUGAAACAUUCUUUCUAUUAUAGUACACAGAAGAUUAGCAUUGAAACUAUCUGUCCUAUACAAGCAUCAUGUAACCUGUAUUGUUUUUCCAAAAUAUAUAUGGUGAU
Molecule: messenger RNA, 2469 nt
Organism: Rosa rugosa (rugosa rose)
Lineage: Eukaryota; Viridiplantae; Streptophyta; Magnoliopsida; Rosales; Rosaceae
Product: carbon catabolite repressor protein 4 homolog 1-like
Exons: 11
Coding region: 136-2049 (637 amino acids)
Biological process (GO): nuclear-transcribed mRNA poly(A) tail shortening
Cellular component (GO): CCR4-NOT complex; cytoplasm; nucleus
Molecular function (GO): poly(A)-specific ribonuclease activity
Source: RefSeq, a predicted model, not a curated record